GCAGCAACAGCAGCAGCAGAACGAGCCACACGGAGAAAAUAAAAGAAGAAAGAAAAAAAAACCUUCACUUCCAGUCAACAUGCCUCAGUACUCCGAGCUAGAGAACGCCAUCCAAACACUGGUCUCCCAGUUCUAUGGCUCCUCAAAAGACAACAGUCCAACCCUGAAGGUUGAUGAAUUUAAAGGGAUGCUGUCCUCCCAGCUGCCAAACUUGGCCAAGGGUUUUGGCUCAGAACAGGGACUGAGUAAAGCUAUGCAAUUGAUGGGCGUAGGUGACGGAGAGGGCAUCUCUUUCCAGAACUUCUGGAACUUAAUCCAGGACCUAGCCAAGAAACAGCACUGCCUUACCUCUCCGGGGAGAGGCACCCUAUGCAAGUGCGUCGUCCUGUGAAGAACCGGCUCUCAGCCCAACACGUCAGCAAGCAUGUUUCUGUCCUGGAAUCCGAACCCAGUAAACAACUCACACACGUCACUCUCCUCGUCAGGCGUCGAGGACAGAAUGUGAGGUUGCAAAGUCUUGUCUGCACACAGCAAAUUGUUCCCAUCAAAUAAAUAGGAAUUGAAAUUGAACACAUUUGACACAUUAUGUUUCUGACAGUGUGCCGCCCAGCGUCCUUUGCAUCUGCUAAAUUCACUCUUCUUUCACGCGUCUCACACUCAAUCGAACAGCGAGUGUCUACCACACACACAAAGGGUCCGUUCACAUAAAGCGUCUAGAGACACACACACACAGACACACACGGAGGAAGUGUUUUUAAAACCACAGCUUACAGUUGUGUCACUUCUGUUGUUCCUAAGCGACCAAAACCUGGGAGCUGCUGAGGCGACUGUGACGUCGACACACACACACACACACAGCUGAGACACUUCAUCUGAACGGCCCCCUAAAGUCUUUCAGCGCGCUCUAUAGUAACUGUAAGUGAUAUUUAAAACAUCUGCAUGUCAGAGCCAGAACACCCGCCACACUCACUAACGGUCUGAAUGGGCUGGAACACGUCUGUCUGUAGAUGUCGUCGGACCGGUUUGACGCACAUUGAGCCAGACUACGAUUUGCUGAUCCGACACUUUUCUUUGUAUCCAACUCUGAAUCAACUGCUGCAAAAGGCUGCUGGGCAUCAUCACUGUCACUCUCAUCAUAUUAUUUGUGAUAAUUUUUAUCUUUUACUUUUAUUUCUUUUCUUUUUUUUUUCUUUUUUUUUCAUUACCUGGUGAUUCAUAAUGCCCUCAGAUCCUCCUCCACCCAUAAGAUCAGUUGGAUGAAUGGCCCACUGUUUCACACCUACACCACUGAAUCACCCGACGCAGCUCAAAGCUCAGUGCAAACAAACAGUUUUGCCUUUUUGCUUUUUGUUUUUCGUUUGUUUUGUUUUUUUGUUUUUUUUUUAAAAAAAAGGUGGACUCCAUCGAAUGAAUGCAAAUUUUGAGAAAGGAAGGGAACAAGAACAUGGUCUUACAGUGUCAAUUCUUCGCUUUGCAAUGGUCAUGUCACUAGUUUAACCGUGUCAAUGCAGAGUAUAUAGUUGUUUUUUUUAACGCAGUCAUAUAGUAUAACCAACUUUGCAUGUUGCAGAAGAAUGCUGUCAUAAGUAAUACGCAGGCGCGUCAUGCAACAGAUUUGAAGAUUUGAAAUGUAGAGGAACUGCUGUGUAUUUUUUCCAGACACAAACAUUUAAACGAGAUCUCUUUCUUUCUUCCUUUUGCACAGACAUGAUUGCGGCAUUUCUUGCGUCUUAGUAUCUUUACAUUUAUACGAUGCUAAUCAUCUCAUACAAAAACAUCUCCCGAGUGUGUGCUUUAUUAAGUCUCUACUAGCAACGCUUCGUCCUCUGUGAUUCUGCAUUCGCUAUGUAUUUAUAUUUCGCAAUUCUCUGUAAUCCGACCUUUGUGACACUAUAAGAAACAAAUUAUGUAAUAAACCACCAAUAAUAACCAGA
Messenger RNA from Solea senegalensis (Senegalese sole), 1934 nucleotides. RefSeq names its product S100 calcium binding protein V2 (gene s100v2). The transcript has 3 exons. Gene Ontology annotation, cellular component: perinuclear region of cytoplasm. Bases 80 to 391 code for a protein of 103 amino acids. Lineage: Eukaryota; Metazoa; Chordata; Actinopteri; Pleuronectiformes; Soleidae. The record is from RefSeq and is a predicted model, not a curated record.